Westerdykella ornata is the source of this 1995-nucleotide messenger RNA. Its product is annotated as trehalase precursor. Gene Ontology annotation, molecular function: alpha,alpha-trehalase activity. NCBI's taxonomy places the organism in Eukaryota, Fungi, Ascomycota, Dothideomycetes, Pleosporales, Sporormiaceae. The transcript is spliced from 4 exons. The record is from RefSeq and is a predicted model, not a curated record. Gene Ontology annotation, biological process: trehalose catabolic process. The coding region runs from base 1 to 1995 and encodes 664 amino acids.
AUGAAAUCGACGUUUGCGGCGUGGGCAGCUCUGCUGCCCCUGGCGGCCUCCAUUUAUUUCAAUGGCUCCAUGAUUGCUCCCUGCGACUCGGAAAUCUACUGCAUCGGAAACCUGCUCAAAGAGAUUGAGCUCGCGAGACCCUUCGUGGACUCCAAGACGUUCGUUGAUCUGCCGACGAUUCGUCCGCUGAACGAAGUUCUCGAGGCUUUCAGCAAACUUGAAAGGCCCAUCCAGAACAACACCGCCCUAAACGAUUUCCUCAAGACGUAUUUUGGCGAGGCUGGCUCCGAGCUCGCCGAAAUCGACCCUAACCAGCUUGAAACCCAACCGGAAUUCCUGGACAAUGUCAACAGCAGCACCGUCAAAGACUUUGUGCGCCAGGUCAUUGACAUCUGGCCUGAUUUGACGAGGAAAUAUGCUGGCUCUCCCAACCCCAACUGCACCGAGUGCGUCGACUCCUUCUUGCCCAUCGCACGCCCCUUCGUGGUCGCUGGCGGUCGCUUUAGGGAACCCUACUAUUGGGACUCGUUCUGGGUCAUCGAAGGCUUGCUGCGAACCAAGGGCUCCUUCACCGAGAUCGCAUACAACAUGAUCGAGAACUUCCUCGACUUCGUCGACAGAUAUGGCUUCGUCCCCAACGGAGCGCGCCUCUACUAUCUCAACCGCAGCCAGCCGCCUCUGCUCACUCAGAUGAUCCGCAUCUACAUCGAGCAGACACACAACAGCACCAUUCUUCAACGAGCCAUGCCCUUGUUGGAGAAGGAGUACGACUUCUGGGUCAAGAACCGGACCGUUGAGCUCCAUCGCGGAGGCAAGACCUACUCGCUCAGUCGUUAUGCUGUACUCAACACGGAGCCGAGGCCCGAGUCUUACCGUGAGGACUACGUUACCGCGAACAAUGUCUCCUAUUACAACAAGAAGGGCGAGGUCUUCAAUGGAUCGAUUCCACUUGAUCCGGCGCAGAAGGCGCAGCUGUACGCCAACCUCGCAUCGGGCGCGGAAAGCGGCUUCGAUUACUCGGCACGGUGGUUGAGAAAUCCCAACGACGCCAUCAGCGACACCUCGUUCCCGCUCCGCUCGCUGAACACGUACAACAUCAUUCCCGUAGAGCUCAACUCCAUUCUCUACGCCAACGAGAAGACCAUUGCCAACUUCUACCGCUCCCUCGGCAACUACACCGCCGCCAAGGAGUGGGCCAACCGCGCCGACGCCCGGCAAGAGGCCAUGACGGCCAUCUUCUGGGACGAAGAGCAUUUUGGCUACUUUGACUACAACCUCACCUCUGGCGCAAAGGCCAUUUACGUACCAUCGGACCGGACGGCACGCCAAAGCGACACAGAGGGCGCUCCGGAGGGUUACCAGAUCUGGCAAUCACCAACCCAAUUCUACCCCUUCUGGACGGGAGCCGCGCCGGACGAGCUCCUCAACAACGCCAGCUCCGUCCGCCGCGCCUACCGCCGCAUCAGCGAGGAACUCGAUGCGAAGGCCGGUGCCAUCUCCGCCUCCAACCUCAUCACUGGCCAGCAGUGGGAUGAGCCCAAUGGUCUGCUGAACACGCCCGUCGAUGAGAACGAGGGCUCCGACGAGGACUACGUGUGGACGCAGGAGUUGGCGCUCCGCCUUGCGCAGCGCUAUCUCGAUUCGACGUUCUGCACGUGGAGGGUCACGGGAGGCUCGACGCCAGAGUUCCCGAAGCUCGAGGGUGUGCGAGAGGGGUCGAAUGGGACCAUGUUUGAGAAGUAUAGCGACAACUCGACGAACGCGGCUGGUAGCGGCGGCGAGUAUAAGGUCGUCGAAGGCUUCGGCUGGACCAACGGCGUCCUCAUCUGGAUCGCAGACGUCUUCGGACAGUCGCUGAAGACACCCGAUUGCGGCAACAUUACGGCGGCACACAUUGCGCCCCAGGAGAAGAGGAGCCUGACUGCUAGGAGCGCGGUUCAUCUGGCUCCGAGGGAUGCGGCGUGGACCAAGAAGUUUGGGAAGAGGGCGCAGUAA